AUGGAGAAACACUUAGUUCAUUUCGUGAUUUGGCUACCUCGCUGCAUCUUUUCUCCCACCAAGGUGGAGAACUUUCCGUUGAAGGUACGUGACGAGAACGGCAAGCUCGCGCAACUGGAUGUUUGCCAUGUGGCCGAAAUCAGUGCCCAGAAGAUCCAAGAAGGGCAAAUGGGCCCGGCGUCUGUCGUAGGGCAGUACAUUGCUGACCAGCUAGCGGGGAAACGCCGAAUACAGAGAAUUGGCAAGCGCUUUUGCAACAACGGCUGCCAAGACGUCAAGGGACACAAUGUAAUCAGCGCGUUUUGCGUGAAUCUUGCCAGGCUGGGAAGUGUUGGCCCCUUACUGCACAAGCCGGCCAGUGCCAAGAACAUUGUGGAAGGUUGCCGUUGUGACGAACCAAAUCUUCCGUGUGUAUAG
Molecule: messenger RNA, 417 nt
Organism: Symbiodinium sp. CCMP2456
Lineage: Eukaryota; Dinophyceae; Suessiales; Symbiodiniaceae
Source: the annotation of a GenBank genome assembly